GCCAAAAAAAAAAGAAAAAGAAAAAACAAUGGGACGCAUAGAGAAACUACUCUGCCUUAUUUCUUUAGUCUUGUUUGUUACACUCUUUUCUUCAACCAUUAACGUUGCUACUGCUUCUGUUCAAGAGGCUAAUGCUCUCAUCACAUGGAAAGCCAGCCUACAAAGUCCAAACCAUUCCCUGCUAACUUCGUGGGUCCUUCCACCUCAUGAUAACAUCUCAACAAGUACCGGCCCAUGCAGCUGGUAUGGAGUUACUUGCAACUUCGAUGGAAGCAUCAAUACAUUGAACCUCACAAAUUCGAGUGUAAAUGGUACGCUCGACAACUUUUCAUUUUCAUCAUUUCCGAAUCUUUCAUAUAUCGAUCUCAGCAUGAAUAAUCUCUUUGGUGCCAUUCCACAUAGAGUUGGCUCCCUCCCCAAACUCAUUUAUCUUGAUUUGUCCACCAACCAAUUCUCAGGAAACAUCCCACCAAAAAUUGGCCUGCUAACAAAUCUUGAAACUCUUCACUUGUUCGAUAAUCGGUUGAAUGGCUCAAUUCCUCAAGAGUUAGGCCAGUUAAAGUCUCUUACCGAGCUUGCUUUGUUUAAAAACAGUCUUUCAAGGUCCGUUCCUGCUUCUUUAGGAAAUUUAAGCAACUUGGCUCGUCUAUAUCUCAAUGAUAAUGAUUUUUCUGGUUCCAUCCCUCCUGAAAUGAGAAACCUUGUCAAUCUUGUCGAGCUUUACAUGGAAAAUAACAAUUUCAUAGGUCCCAUCCCUGCCACUCUUGGAAACUUGAAUAAGCUAACUGUGUUGUACUUGUUCAACAAUCACCUAUCUGGUUCCAUUCCCCGAGAGAUAGGAAAAUUGAAAUCACUCCAGAGCCUAAGCAUCGAAACCAACAAUCUUACUGGCUCAAUCCCAACAUCUUUUGGUGAUUUGAGCUCCCUAACACUCCUUUAUCUUUGGAAUAAUCAACUCUCUGGUCCAAUUCCUAAAGAGCUAGGAAAUUUGAAGUUCCUCAAUUAUUUGGAAUUGAGCGAGAAUCGAUGAG
Camellia sinensis is the source of this 1031-nucleotide messenger RNA. Lineage: Eukaryota; Viridiplantae; Streptophyta; Magnoliopsida; Ericales; Theaceae. The record is from RefSeq and is a predicted model, not a curated record.